Dalotia coriaria is the source of this 3422-nucleotide messenger RNA. RefSeq names its product lethal (2) 41Ab (gene l(2)41Ab). Gene Ontology annotation, biological process: axoneme assembly. The transcript has 7 exons. The record is from RefSeq and is a predicted model, not a curated record. Gene Ontology annotation, cellular component: cytoplasm. NCBI's taxonomy places the organism in Eukaryota, Metazoa, Arthropoda, Insecta, Coleoptera, Staphylinidae. The coding region runs from base 150 to 3233 and encodes 1027 amino acids.
UUGCCAGGAGCCGUGUUUGAUGUUGCCACGCAACAAAAUAAACACGAUUCGCCGAGAAUCUUGCACGUGAAUUCAUUUUACUGAUUUUUUAUCGUAUUGCUCAGUUUUGCACAGAUUAUUAUAAUAUUAAAACCUAACAUUAUACAAACAUGGAGGAUACGAGCGACUCGGAGAAGAUGGAAGCAGAGGAAACACCAAAACGGAGGGUUUCGGUGAAUUCAAAGCAGGUAGCCUUCAUAACGCCUAUAACGUCAUCAAUCACCCAAAACGACACAAUUGCGGGGCCCUCACCAAGUAGCAGGUCUUCGUCGCCGACUCCACCAGCACCUGAACCUUCUCCUCAAUCGGAAGUCGUCUCUGAACAGCCAGUUGUAGAAUUAUUCAAAGCGCCGCCUAAACCGGAAAAACCUAAGCCAGUGAAACCCCCCGUGAAAAUGGAUCCUCCGCCCGAACCAGCUCCAUCGGUUUCUGAAGAACUACCUGUACUUCAGCAGGUUGGGUCCGACUUCUUCAAUGAUUUUCAAUUGAAGCCACUGCCUGAGAAACAUUUUAAUUUAACGCCUGAUUUAGAGCAUCCCGUGGCUGGAUAUCAGCCCAAUGAAUUGGGCUAUAAUCUCAAGCCUAGUGAUGUAGACCUGAGUCAACUGCUAGCCGCCGACCAUCCACUGCUGGACCGCUUCCAGAAAUCAUUGAAAGAGCAACUUAUGAAGAAAAUUUACUCUAUGCAAGAAGAAGUCGCUGAUUUAAUCGAAGGUUGUAAGACUAAGCGUGUCGAAAAGGAAACGUUGGGCACCGAAGCGUUCGAAACGCAGAAAACAGCAACGAAACUCGGACACAACAUACGUGUCACCCUGAAGGAUCUUGAAACUGUAACGGCUGCGCGUGAAGAACUUGACAUGGUAUAUGCAAAGACACUCGAAGACUUCGAUUUUGAGAAGACUGACAAUAUGGCAGCGGAACACGAUGAAAUUAAUUUGCGCGUUGAGUUGGAAGCGGUGGAUAUGCUCCUGAAGCAAAUGCGUGACUGGGAGGCGGAAUUGGAGAAUGAAUUGAUGAUAAACCAACGAGUGAUGGAUUUCACCACGAAGACAAAAUCGGAAUUGUAUAAGGAACAGAAACAACUGGAUGUGCUUGUGUAUAAUCUCAUGAAAGAUGUUUGGAGACUUGAAACUGAGGUGGAAAAGGUCCAAAUGCAAAUCAGGGUGAAAGAGGAAGACCGGGAGCGACUAGCUGAAGCGGUUGCCUUGUCUAAUAUUGAUAUUGAGUCCAACCAAACAGAGUACCGUUGCCUUGUGCAUGGUUGGCAGUCUGUGCUUCUAACAAUUAGUCAAAGAGAUAAAUAUUAUAACGGUCUACAAGCAGAACAUACGAAACUAAAUGAUGCUCUAUCUGGAGUAAACUGUGAAUUGAUCCACAUCAGGAAGGAAAUUCAACGAGAGCACAUCGAAAACGAGCGCUUGACUCUAAUCAAAGACCGCCUAGAUUAUGAGAUGAAAAACAUCACGAAGUCUUUACUCAUCGAGACAGACAAACGUGACGAAUACCUUCGAAUCGUCGCUCAGUAUGAUAAAUACAUAGAAGAAAACAAGAAACAACAGGAGAUACUAAAAGCAGAAAUUGAACAGAUUAAGGAAGAGGAGACUGGCCUAGCGCGCGAGUUAGAAGCUCUCAACCAGACGAAAUAUCAAAUGGAACAAGAUAUAAUUAUUCAUUUACAAAGCAAUGCUUUCAAUAGUGAUGCAUGCAGGCAAAUGGCGAACGUCCUGAAGGAUUUCAAAGAAGAAAAUCGACACAUGCGGAUCAAUAUCGCCCGAGUUGAAGGACAAAUUAGUAACACACACGCGGAAUAUCAAUAUUUACGAAUGGAGAAUGACGAAGUAAGUGAACAACUGCGAGAUCUCAAGAUGACAAUGGCCGCGGAAGACAAGGAGCUGUUAAAUAUAAAUAGAGAUUUCGAAAAAAGCGAGAAGCUAUUAGUGAAGAAUAUUCUGUUAUACGAGCAGUUGAAACUGAAAGCAUCCGGAGAUGCUGCGCAAAAGAUUGAACUCUGGCCCGAAGAGGUGCGUAUUCGCCAAUUGGAGGCUUCCAACGCUGAGCUGAUGGAAAAGAAUAAAGCGUCGCAGAGUUUCUGGUUGAGAGAGCAAGCAAUUGUUGUGGAAUUAUCGGAGAAACGCCAUGCGCAGAUGAAAGAAAUGGAUUUGUUAAAGAAGCAGAUAUGUGUAAUGGAUCAAAAGAAUCUGCACAUUAACGACACGCUCGAAAACCUGCGUACUCUCGAACAGACGCUGCGGAGAAACAUUAACGGCUACGAGAAUAGACUGAAUGCUCACACGAGUGGUCUGCAUAAGAAGCGCAAUGAUAAAACAGCGCUGAAUGCUGCCAAUCAAAAAAUUCAGGGUGAGUUGCAAAUGAAACUGGAGGACAGCGAAUUUGAGGCUUUGCGCAUGAAAGCGGAGAUUAUAGAGAUCGAGGAAGAGAAAUACUCGCUGAGUCGGGAGUUGAUUGACAAGAAUCGUGAGGUUUUGUGCUGGGAGAAAAAGGUGUUGAUGGUUUUAGACACACGCAAGCAAAUGCACGAGAGUCAUGGCGAAAGCGGUGAACUCGCACAAAUGAGAACAGAGAUUCACCGUAUGCAUGUAAGGUACUCACAACUGAAGAAAGCGCAAGAUAAAUUAAUCCACGAUUUGGAUAAUUGCAUCUUCCGUCGUGAUUCUAUUGUUACCUUAGCCGAAGCGAGAACUCGGGGUCACAAAGGUGGUUCGCAACAGUGGCGGGUUAAUUUUAACAAGAGGCGCGACGAUCUCAAGAAUAAAUUUACACAAUUGGAACAAGAAUUUAAUGUCAUUCAAGAUAAAACUGAUAUGAAAUCGAGGGAACUCCAAAAGAUGCGUGAUAUAUUAAAAGCAGAGAGAGCUAAAGUGGCUGAACUCAAGAAAUUUAGAGACGAGGCUUGGGAGCACGUAGAACAAGCGAAAAUCAAGCGACAAAUGAAUCUGGACGUCUUGAUGUACAAACAACGAAAACUGAAAACCUACAUUGAAUUAUCACGUGGGAGAGCGCCAUUUAUGUAUUUCAGAACUCAAAUGGCAGCUCACAACGCAUACGUUCGAGAACGCUCGCUCAAUACGAAGAUGCGACAGCUCGUUGAAGAACUGCAAACCGAUCUUCCGAAACAUAUCAAUUUCCUGACGAAAUGCCAUAAUUCGCUGGUCCUACCAGCAGUAAAACUGUAAUUUUUUCUAGGAAACUCCAAAUAUUCGUUUAUUUUUACACGAAAUCAUUAGUGUAACACCGGAGGAAUCAUUAAUCACGUUUUUGCGCAUCAAAAUUAUUCGAAAAAGGUAAAAUGGAAGACGUCAUAAUAUUAAAGUCAGUAAUUACGUUCUAGAGAAACAAAAUACAGUCUCAAAUCAAGCGCUCAA